CCUGGGGCGUUCCCCGCGAGGUUUUGAGAGUGAGGUGGCGGGAGCGGUGGUCAUGGCGGCGCCGGAGGAGAGAGAGUCGCAGGUUGCGGCGUGGUUGAAAAAGAUAUUCGGAGACCAUCCCAUUCCACAGUAUGAGGUGAAUCCACGGACGACAGAAAUUUUGUAUCACCUUUCAGAACGCAACAGGGUCCGGGACAGGGACAUCUGCCUGGUAAUAGAGGAUUUAAAACAGAAAGCAAAUGAGUAUGAGUCAGAAGCCAAACAUCUUCAGGACUUUCUCAUGGAGAGUGUGAAUUUCUCCCCUGCUGCUCUGUCUAACACUGGUUCCAGGUUUCUAAAUGCAUUGGUUGACAGUGCAAUAGCCUUGGAAACAAAAGAUACUUCACUAGCAAGUUUUAUUCCUACAGUGAACGAUUUGACUUCUGACCUUUUUCAUACCAAAUCCAAAAGUGAAGAAAUUAAUCUUGAAUUGGGAAAACUUGGAAAAAAUCUGACUGCAACAUUAGUGUUAGAAAAAUGUCUACGAGAAGAUCUCAAGAAGGCAGAGCUGCAUCUGUCUGCAGAGAGGACCAAAGUCAACAGUCGUCUUGAGAACAUGGACUUCCUGAAAGCAAAAGCAGCAGAGUUCAGGUUUGGAAUCAAAGCUGCACAGGAGCAGCUCUUAGCCAGAGGCAUGGAUAUGUCUCUGUCCCAUCGGUCACUAGUGGCACUUUCAGAGAAACUCAUGGAACUAAAACAGCAGACUUUACCCCUGAAGAAGAAAUUGGAGUCCUAUUUAGAUUUAAUGCCGAAUCCAUCUCUUGCUCAAGUGAAAAUUGAAGAGGCAAAGAGAGAAUUAGAUGCCAUCGAAGCUGAACUUACAAAGAAAGUAGACAUGAUGGAACUGUGACAGCCAAGUAGACACCCUUUUCCCAGAAGUAUAUGACUGCUCUUAGAGGACAUAGCAAUGUCCUUCUUGAUAAAAUAACAGGUUUUGGUCAUGCAUUUAAAUGUUUUGGCCUGAAUACAGUUUUUAUAGGAAAAAA
Messenger RNA from Microtus ochrogaster (prairie vole), 1025 nucleotides. It is a transcript of the gene Haus1, whose product is annotated as HAUS augmin like complex subunit 1. Gene Ontology annotation, biological process: spindle assembly; centrosome cycle. NCBI's taxonomy places the organism in Eukaryota, Metazoa, Chordata, Mammalia, Rodentia, Cricetidae. The record is from RefSeq and is a predicted model, not a curated record. Gene Ontology annotation, cellular component: cytosol; HAUS complex.